Messenger RNA from Carassius auratus (goldfish), 1905 nucleotides. RefSeq lists its product as uncharacterized. Gene Ontology annotation, cellular component: plasma membrane. The transcript has 7 exons. The record is from RefSeq and is a predicted model, not a curated record. Gene Ontology annotation, molecular function: transmembrane signaling receptor activity. NCBI's taxonomy places the organism in Eukaryota, Metazoa, Chordata, Actinopteri, Cypriniformes, Cyprinidae. Bases 94 to 1209 code for a protein of 371 amino acids.
AAGAAACAGUAAAACUCAUCUGAACACACAUCGAGAGCUUCAGAAGAACUGAAUCUACUAACAACAGAGAAGAUCACUGAAGAAGAGAGAAGAAUGAAGAUCAUCUGGACUUUCACUCUGCUGAUGAUUCCUGGUGUGUUGAGCUCCAUCAGUGUGACAGGAUAUUCAGGAGGAGGAGUCAGCAUCACAUGCAGAUAUGAUAGAGGAUAUACAGACAAGAACAAGUAUUUUUGUAAAGGACAGUGGUCAGGGUGCAAAGACCAAAUCAGGACUACUACUAAAAAUAAAAGGGUUGAUUCUGGAAGAUUCUCUCUGUAUGACGACACAAGAGCAGCAGUUUUCACUGUGACCAUCAGAGAUCUGAGAGAAGAGGAUUCUGACAUUUACUACUGUGGGACUGAUAUUUAUGCAAAAUAUGAUCCUAAAACUGAAGUGAAGCUGAACGUUGUAGCUGCAGCUGAUUGUUGUCAGAAGAGCAUCAGUCUCUCCGCUGCUGCAGGAGCAUCUGUGAACAUCAGCUGCAGAUACCCACAAUCCCACAGUGCUGAUGUGAAGUUUGUCUGCAGGAGAUCUGGAUCUGAUCUCUGUGCUGAAGAGACGUCUGUGAAGGAGAGCAGAAGAUGGAGCGCUGAGGGACAGAUGCAGCUGUAUGAUGACAGAGAGCAGCAGCUCCUGACGGGAAUCAUCAGUCAUGUGACUCAACAACAUUCAGCUGAAUACUGGUGUGGAGUUCAGUCUGAUCCAGGACACAAGAGCUUCAUCACACGAGUCCUCGUCAAUGUUACUGAAGCAAACAGUCACAGAAUAUCUACAUCACCAUCAUCAUCACCAUCAUCAUCUUCUUCUUCUUCAUCCUUAUCUUCCUCAUCAGGUGACUCUCCACUGGUCUCAUCUGUGUCUCCUAUAACAGGCUCUCUUCUGAUCAUCAGUGUGUCUGUGCUUCUGCUUCUGAUCUUCACUGUGAUUCUGAUAGUGACCGUGACUCUCUGGAGGAGGCGUCAGUCGCACAACGCUCAUUCCUCAUCUCACUGUACACCAGCAAACAUUGAUGCGGCUGCCCAUUAUCAUUGUGAUUACGAGGAAACUGAAGAUAGUUACAGACCAUUACCCACAAACCCCUCUGAUUCUACUAAUGCAAUCUAUGCUAAUCCAGAAUUUCCCACAGUCCCUUCUGAUUCUACUAAUACUAUCUAUGCUACUCCAGAAUAAACCCUUCUGAUUCGUCCAACAGCGUUCACACUUUAACAUCGCAGAAGUCCACGUCUUUCAGUCAUUAUCAUCCACUGAGGGUCUGAAUGACACAGACAGUCCUAAUGAUGUUCCUGUAACUAUUAUCUGUCUUUACAUUAAUGUCUGUCAUUACAUGCAGCUAUUAGCCAGUGAAUACAGUAAAUAUAUGUUAGCGAUCUGCUGUUUUUAAUUUAUUUGCUCGGUAAACACAUCCAUUGCACCUGCUGAAGGGAUUUAUGUCAUUUUCUCAAUGUUAAAAACAUGGCAUGUAUUUGUGAACAAAAUAAAGGAUGAGUGUUCUUUACAACAAUACAGCAUUUUUGUUUUAGCAUCAAACCGGAUCAGUAACUAAUGCUCUUGUUCUUACAAACUCAGCAGCAGCAGCUCAGGUCUGUCCUCAUAAACUGUAUCAUGAUUUGGUUUAUGUUUCAGUUAAACAGCUCCUGAAGGUCAGUUAUUCUGCAUUAUGUUUUAUGAGGUGUAAUGUCACCAUCUGGACAGACUGUGGUAGUGUUUGUGUUGAAUCUGAGUCGCUGUCCAUGGUGCUGAACAUCAUCUGAACACCAGAGGGAGCCGCUGGACUCUCAGUCCUUAACACUUUCAUUUCUUCUUUCACUUAUGUUUCAAUCUGAUGUGUUUGGUAUGUGUCUGCUGAUGUCCCUCCCGCACGUCCUG